Molecule: messenger RNA, 2339 nt
Organism: Actinia tenebrosa (Australian red waratah sea anemone)
Lineage: Eukaryota; Metazoa; Cnidaria; Anthozoa; Actiniaria; Actiniidae
Biological process (GO): endocytosis
Cellular component (GO): early endosome
Molecular function (GO): metal ion binding; 1-phosphatidylinositol binding
Source: RefSeq, a predicted model, not a curated record
GUACUUGAAGCUGAACUCCAAAAACAAUGUGAAAGUUGUAAAAACUACGAAUCUCAGUUGUGUAAAACACAGACAUCGUUAAAGGGAGAACAAGAAAAAGUCCUUGCUUUCGAAUCCCAACAACGAAUCUUGGCAACAGAAAUAAGGGAUUUGCAGACUCAGAUCAGUUCAGGCGAGGAGGAGCUGUCACUUGUAAGAAUAAAGUCAGAGGAAACAGAGUCAAGUCUGAGACAAACUGUUGAACAACUGAAUGAGGUUAAAAUAGGUCUAGAAACUAAAGUUAUGAACUUGGAAAAUUACCUCAAGUCUGAAAAAGAUCGAGCAGAUGCAUUAACAAAACGAAAGGAAUCACUAGAAGAAGGAAUAGCAAAAUUGAAUAAUUCCCUGACAGAAGUAAGGGAAAGUUUGGAGGGUCAAGUAACUGAACUACGAAAAACCUUGGAAGACGAAAGAAAACAAAAAGAAAAGGAAUCCGAGGAAGCAAACGAGAAACAGCAGUUACUGAUUACACAGAAACUUGAUUUAGAAAAUAGAUUAACAGGUGUUCAACAGGAUCUUGAUAAGUCUCGAGAAGAACACGAAGAAACGAAGGAAGUUGCUAAACGAGUGCAAAUGGUACUGAACGAAGAAAAAACAGCUCUGCAGACAAAACUGGCAAAUGAGAUUGAAGAGAAAAAAGAGAUCCAAGACAAGGGUGAACAGAAAGAGGCUCUUUUGAAUAUUCAGUUGGCUUCGCUGACUGAAAACUUAACAGCUGCAAGAGCAGAGGCUGAAGCAAGCGAAAACAAGGCACGACAAAACCAAGAAAAAUUACUUGAAGAGGAAAAGAAAAACGAAGCUCUCAGAGGUGAUAAUGCAGUCUUAGACGCCACCAUUCAAAACAAUCUAGAUGAGAGAAGAAAACUCUUGGAGAGAUGUAUUGCAAGUGAAGAAGAUGUAGAGAAGAUUAAGAAGGAACUGAUAGCGGCAAGGAAAAAAUUCGAAGACUCCCAGGCAGCAAUGGUCGAACUCACCCAAGAAAAUCAAAAUCUACAGAUUAUGAACAAUCAAAUGACUACACGUCGGUGGGAGGUUGACGAAGAUGUUGCUAAUUGUAACAGCUGUGAUAAAGCUUUCUCCAUUACCGUAAGAAAGCACCAUUGUCGUAAUUGCGGUUUGAUCUUCUGCAAUGAAUGUACAAGCAAGACAGCCACCAUAGCAUCCAGUAAGAAACCAGUUCGUGUAUGCGGAACAUGUUACAAUGAAGUAACCAGCGGUUCAAUCAAGAAAUAUCAACUACAGCCUAACCAAGGAUUUCCUUGAGAGACGACUUCAAUAUCCACCAACAUUCUAAUUCACAUCAACCGUAAAACACAAAAUGAUUACAAUGAUCAUUCCCAUUAGGCAAUAUAGUACCUGCCAACAUCUUUAGAUCAAAUUAGAAUCAUUUUACCACGUAUCCUUGCAUGCUUUUUAAAAGACACCGUAGUGUACAAUCGUGUAUGUUGGUCAGGAUCGGAAAGCAGGAGUUCCCAAAUAUGGUUCGUAGCAUUCAUAGAAAUCGGCGUUCUUUACUCAGUUCGUGUUUCUGACGUUGGGUUGUAAGGCCUUUAUCAUGGUGUCAUUUUAAUACUAUUACCAGCCAGAAUGCUUUGUGAAUUUCUUUCUAUUUUUAAGCGUUGGCUUUAGUGGUUUAUGACACUGUUAUGCAAACACCGGGAAGAGCUUGUUGGUUGCGCCCCCAAAUUCACGUAGACAAACUUAAGCAUUUUAGGCAUUAGGCAUCUUCAUGAAUGCCAGGAGAUCUCUCUCGCAAUUUAUAUUCUUUGUCACCCAUGGCACAAGUAAAGAAAGAGUAAAAUGAACACGCUUCUAGCUAUAAGUUAAAAAAAAAAAAACUACCAACCUCCCGUAACACUGCAAUAUAACAACUAUACAAUAGAGUGCAUAUACCAUAUAUCCGUGAAAAAGUGAACUAACAAGGUCGUACAAAUUAGUGCACAGUUUUGUUGGUCUACGGUCUACUGAGGUCUACUGAACUUACUAAUUUGUGCGGCGAUUUUUUACAAGGUUUUUCGCGGAUAUAUGGUGUGCACUCUAAUCAAUUCAUAUACUAAAGAACUCUAUUUUUCUGCUAGACUUUUAAAUUUCUACUAAUAGUACUAUAAAUAUAUUUCUAUAAAGCUUUAGGAUAGGUACUUAUACCUGAAAGAUCAGUAGGUACCUCGGCGCUAACUCAAUACCAAUGACCGUUAGUAUUUUAAGAUAAAAAUGACUAUAUAGAGGCCAUUAUAUUAUCAGGUAUUAGGGGAAAAAACGUAUUUUAAAAAUAAAAUAACCGUUAAGGUAUCAAAAGAAAA